UGACGACGUACCGCCAAUGUCAAACCAGAACGCACACGGACGCGACCGACCCCCCCUGAGAAAUCCCGAACACAGAUCACCGGUCGCGGCGUCCGCGUACGGAACAGCCUCGCGGAACGCGUUGAAUUCGGUCGUCGGCACGUGUCGGGGAAUCCGCAGGGCGACAUGCGCCUGACGCCGCGGGCGCUGAUAUCCCACGGGAGGGUGGCUCGCAGGAUCGGUCUGGGCCCCGAGUCCAGAAUCAACAUGCUGCGGAACAUCCUGACCGGACUCGUGCGCCACGAAAGGAUCGUGACCACUCAGGCCCGAGCGGACGAGGUUCGGUUCUACGCAGAAAAGUUAAUCGACUAUGGAAAAAAAGGAGAUACUGAUCCGAAGGCAAUGAAAAUGGCGGACUUCUGGCUCACGGAAAAGGAUCUGGUGCCGAAGCUCUUCAAGGUCCUUGCCCCCCGGUUCGAAACCGAGACGAAGGGCUAUACUCGGAUGGCGCGCCUUCCUAACAGGGAAAACUUGGACAGGGCUAAGAUGGCUGUCCUGGAGUAUAAAGGAAACCCUUUCCCAAAUCUGUACCCUGUCAAAAAACAGAACGAACUGACCCUCAUCAACCAGCUGCUCAAGGGCUACAAGGAAGACAAGGCGCGGCAGCUGGAAGCCAAGCUUGAUUAGCUUCCUUCUCCCUGCCGGAUGAAUGAUGAAGGGGGCGGCGACGGUAUGGUGUUUGAACCUUCCGGUUGGUUGGUCGAUGCAGGCGCUUCCAAGGUGUCAUUUGCAGAUGGUGCAGAUUUUGGCAUUGACUCAUUCCUCCCAUCUUUACAUCUCAGAAGUUUUGAGUGGACUGAAGCUACGACACUGGUAACAUUUCCGACGGGUUUAGAAACAAUGCGAGGGUCCCGUCUCAAUAAAUAAUUGUUUGACA
Messenger RNA from Lampris incognitus (smalleye Pacific opah), 916 nucleotides. It is a transcript of the gene mrpl17, whose product is annotated as mitochondrial ribosomal protein L17. The record is from RefSeq and is a predicted model, not a curated record. The transcript has 3 exons. NCBI's taxonomy places the organism in Eukaryota, Metazoa, Chordata, Actinopteri, Lampriformes, Lampridae. Gene Ontology annotation, cellular component: mitochondrial large ribosomal subunit; ribosome. The coding region runs from base 166 to 666 and encodes 166 amino acids. Gene Ontology annotation, molecular function: structural constituent of ribosome. Gene Ontology annotation, biological process: translation.